GACGAUUUGUUAUUGUAGGUAUUUUGGUUGCGGAUAGUUUACAAGUACAUAGUAUCUUUUAGUGUGACCCAGUUUAACAUGCGCUGUGCUCUAAAAGCUUCGCCCCUGGUUGGCCCGCAAUCCCUUCGUCAUCAAUAUCAUCAAUCGGAGAGCUCCAUAAUGAGGUAUGUUGACAGCAACAGCCCACCCCUCCCAGAUGGAUCCUUCCUGCCUUCCUGGGUAUUGUACUUUGUACCUGCUUAUCCCAAUUGAAGCACUGAAAUGUCUUAUGUACUGCGGAGUACCUGACGUAAACGCAACAUUGUUCAACCUAGCAGCCUCGUGUCUAAACGCCCACUAUGUAUGUACGUAUGUAUGUACAUACGUGUACCCACCGCAUUCGUUAUCCCGGGAGAUACGAGAUACAUAUGUCCAGAUGUCUUAGUAGUGCCAUGUACUCGGUAAGAGGUAUAUACGGUAUUAACAUCCACUAAGCUUCUUGCAUAUUUAGCACUUACAUCGUACAUAUGCAAGUAUUUGAUAGCUUCACUCAAGCUUGAAGAUCGCAAGCGAGGCUAACAGACUAUAUACAAUGGACGAUUUUCGGAUCUUCACAUCUAUACGAUAUGACCCUGCUCUUUUAAAAGUCCCAGAAUUAGGAUAUGCUAAUACCGGAUGGAAUCAGAAUUAUUCCCCCUUCUAUAUGCUUGACUUACACCGAGACCGCAUGCUAAGAGCUGCCGUCUACUGGCAAUGGUCAGCUGCAGUCGCCGCCAUUUCUGGCGAGGAAGGCUUGGGGAACCUAGAAAGGUUUCUUCAGAGCAUUGUUAGCGAAGUUGGCAGUGGCCCCCAUCGAAUAAUGCUUAGCCUAGCUCAGGACGGGACCCUAGAUUAUCAAACCUCUCCUCUUCCAGAGACACAUCUGAAUAAUCUAUAUCCAGAAUAUCUGCCGAGCCUAGAUCGUGAGGACUCAGCCCAAGGAGGAGGCGACAAGGUUCCAAUCAAGGAUCCUAUUUACGACAUCUUCCUUGAUAGCCAGAAGACUUCAAAAUCCGAGUUCACUCAUUACAAAACUACUUUCAGAGAUAUGUAUAAUGAUGCAAGGAGACGGGCUCAAAUAAAUCUAGGCGACAGGAAAGAAGUGCUCCUCGUCAAUGAUGAUGGGCAUAUUAUGGAGGGUAGUAUUAGCACCCCCUAUUUCUGGAGAGACGGAAAAUGGGUCACUCCCCCUAUUCCCACGCAAUAUCGCGCUUCCGAAGGGAGCGGUGGAAAUGACGGCACAACAAGGAGAUGGGCUUUAGAGAGGAAUCUUGUUGUCGAACAAGUCGUUCCUGCGGAGUCGCUGGUCGACGGUGAAGAAUGCUGGAUAAGUAACGGCCUUCGGGGGUUCAUUUUUGGAAGAAUAAAGCUACACUAAUUUCCGCGGUGGCAUCCUUCACAUGUUAUCUCUUAAAUUUUUGGCCUUGUGCAGCUGAGCCUCAACCGGGUUUAAUAUAACUUUGACACUUACCACCUGGUACAAAGUUUCACACAUUCGGCAGAUUAGUAGUCGAGCUCUAACUUGUGUAUAAUAAAAUAAGGAAGGAGGUAGUUAGAGAUAAUAGAAUACCGGUAGUAGUCUUUUUA
Molecule: messenger RNA, 1605 nt
Organism: Daldinia vernicosa
Lineage: Eukaryota; Fungi; Ascomycota; Sordariomycetes; Xylariales; Hypoxylaceae
Product: aminotransferase
Exons: 3
Coding region: 572-1396 (274 amino acids)
Molecular function (GO): catalytic activity
Source: RefSeq, a predicted model, not a curated record